Molecule: messenger RNA, 1911 nt
Organism: Thecamonas trahens ATCC 50062
Lineage: Eukaryota; Apusomonadida; Apusomonadidae
Product: vitamin D3 hydroxylase-associated protein
Exons: 2
Coding region: 1-1881 (626 amino acids)
Biological process (GO): fatty acid catabolic process
Molecular function (GO): fatty acid amide hydrolase activity; amidase activity
Source: RefSeq, a predicted model, not a curated record
AUGUCCACAUCUGUGGCGCAGGUCGGCUUCCAGGACAGGCAGAUGCAGGUGCAGAUGCAGACGCAGACUCUUGACGCAGACACAGCGCACAACCUGACUCACCACUCAUUCGGGGUGACGGCCAAGGCCUCGUCUACCGCCAUUGUGGCUACCCUCAAGUGGCUCCGCAUCACCUCGUCCUUUGCCCUCGCCUUUGAGCCGCAGGUCGACGGCGAUCACGUGUGCAAGGACGAGGCAGGGACGGGGCUCUCGGCAGAGGUCAUUUCCAAAAUCGCGGCGGCGAGCGCACAGGAGCUGGCGAGGGCCAUCGUGACCAGAUCGUACUCGGCCGAGGAGGUGAUGAAGGCGUAUGUGUUUCUCGCGCUGCGUGCGCAUGCGGCGACCAACUGCCUCACCGCUUCGAUGUUUGACGACGCGCUCGAGGAGGCGAGGAUGGCGGACGAGGUGCUGGACAAGCUGCUAGCGUCGGGGCUCUCGUCGGAGGAUGAUGUGCUAGCGGAGAAGCCGCUCUUUGGCGUCCCCAUCUCGCUCAAGGACCAGAUCGUGGUCCGUGGGACACGGGCGACGUGCGGGCUCAAAGCUUUCUACCUUGCUGGCCCUUCUGACGACGACGGGCUACUCACACAGGCUAUCCGCGCUAUUGGCGCCAUCCCGUUUGUCAAGACCAACGUGCCGCAGUCGCUCAUCUCGUCCGAGACGACCAACCACCUGUUCGGAACGACGGUGAACCCGUGGAACAGCGCGCGGACGCCCGGUGGCUCGUCCGGCGGCGAGGGUGCACUGAUUGGCGCCGGUGGCUCGAUCGUCGGCAUCGGGACCGACAUCGGCGGCUCGCUCCGCAUCCCUGCGACCUUUAACGGGCUGGCGACGAUCAAGCCGACGCCGGCGCGGGUGACCCGGCGCGGAGUCGUCAAGCCCGCCACCGCCGCGCAGAGCUACAUUCAACCGGUUGCGGGCCCACUGGCGCGGACGGUGGGUGAUGCGGAAGCCCUCCUUGCCGCCAUCAUCAACUCGGGCAUCAUGGCUGCCCACGACGUGACGACGGUGCCGCUACCGUACGACAUGACGCGGGCUGACCCGGAGGCCGGCAAUGCCAAGCCCGUGAUUGGCUACUACGACGACGACGGUUAUUUUCCCGCUUCGGCUGCAUACAAGCGGGCGGUGGCCAUGGCGGUGGCAGCUCUCGAGCGCGCCGGCUACACGGUGGUCCCGUUCCAACCGCCGGCCAUCGACACCGCCAUCAACCUUUGGUGCUCCAUCCUAGUCGCGGACGGCAUGGACGGCUUUGUGGAGGCUGCCGGCGGCGAGACCUUCAUCAAGCAGUAUCUGCUGAUGAUGGCGUCGGCUCGGGCACCGGCGGCGGUCCGUGGCGUUGCCCGCGCGCUCAUGUGGGCGCUGGGCAUGCGCCGGACGGCCGAGCUUGCCGGCACAGCCCAUCCGCGCACAGUUAUCGAGUCUGAGAAGCUCGAAGCGCAGCGGGCGGCGUACGUGCACGCGUUCUACGACUCGUGGGCAGUGGCCGGCAUCGACGCCAUGCUCUGCCCGGGCUUUGGCGUCGCCCCGUUUGUCCUCGGCGACUCGGCCAAGCUCAACCCGUCGGCCGCCUCGUACACCAUGUUCAUCAAUCUCCUCAACACCGCCGCAGGCACCGUCCCGGUCACUGUUGUUGACGUCGACGAGCAGAUCUAUCAGGGCCCGGUGUUCUCGCUCGAGCCGUUCCACUCUGCCGCUCGCGCCGCCACCGCCUCUUCGGUUGGUCUUCCCAUCGGCGUCCAGGUGUACGGCAAGCCGUUUGACGACGAGACCGUCGUCCGCGUUCUCAAGGACAUCGAGGCCGGCGUCGGCUUUACCGCCGUCUCUCCGCUCCGGGCCACGAUCUGACUCUCGUUGUUAACACACACGUCUUGACGA